UGGACAAUUGUGAUCAGAAAAGCUCCUGUGACAUAAUUCAAGAAAAUCUUCUAUCAAUGAGUAACAAUUCAACAUGCAUUCAACCAUCCAUGAUCUCUUCCAUGGCUUUACCAGUGCUUUAUAUCUUCCUUUGUAUCAUUGGUCUCUUUGGAAAUUCUCUCUCUCAGUGGGUAUUUUUAGCAAAAAUAGGUAAGAAAACAUCAACUCACAUCUACCUAACACAUCUUGUGACUGCGAACUUACUUGUAUGCAGUGCUAUGCCUUUCAUGGUUAUCUAUUUUGUCAAAGGUUUUCAAUGGGAAUAUCGAUCACCACAAUGCAGGGUGGUCAGUUUUUUGGGAGCUCUAUCCAUACAUGUAAGUAUGUUUGUCAGCCUCUUAAUUUUAAGUUGGAUUGCCAUAAGCCGCUAUGCCACCUUAAUGAAAAAGGAUUCCAGACAAGAGACUACAUCAUGCUACGAGAAAAUAUUUUAUGGCCAUUUACUGAAAAAAUUCCGCCAGCCCAACUUUGCUAAAAGACUGUGUGUUUACAUAUGGGGAGUUGUACUAGGCUUAAUUGUUCCAGUUAUCAUAUACUACUCAGCUGCAGAGGCUACAGAAGGAGAAGAGAUUAUGUGCUAUAAUCGGAAGAUGGAACUUGGAGCCAUGAUCUCUCAGAUUGCAGGCCUCAUUGGAACCACAUUUACUGGAUUUUCAUUUUUAGUCGUAUUAACAUCAUAUUACUCUUUUGUCAGUCAUCUGAGAAAAAUAAGAACCUGUACAUCCAUUACGGAGAAAGAUUUGACUUACAGUUUGGUGAGAAAGCAUCUUUUGGUCAUCCAGAUUCUACUAAUAAUUUGUUUCCUCCCAUAUAGCAUUUUUAAACCCAUUUUUUAUGUUCUACACCAAAGAGACAACUGUAAGCAGCUGAAUUAUUUAAUUGAGAUAAAAAACAUCCUCACCUGCCUUGCAUCAGCCAGAAGUAGCACAGACCCCAUUGUAUUUCUUCUUUUAGAUAAAACAUUCAAGAAGACAAUAUAUAAUCUUUUUAAAAAAUCUGAUUCAGCACAUACACAAUCCGAUGGUUGA
This is a messenger RNA of Pteronotus mesoamericanus, 1067 nucleotides long. It is a transcript of the gene GPR82, whose product is annotated as G protein-coupled receptor 82. Gene Ontology annotation, molecular function: G protein-coupled receptor activity. Gene Ontology annotation, biological process: G protein-coupled receptor signaling pathway. The transcript has 2 exons. Bases 57 to 1067 code for a protein of 336 amino acids. Lineage: Eukaryota; Metazoa; Chordata; Mammalia; Chiroptera; Mormoopidae. Gene Ontology annotation, cellular component: membrane. The record is from RefSeq and is a predicted model, not a curated record.